CCGUUGAAGCCGGUAAUAAUGGACAAGGACAGUCUGAUUCUCCCCAAAGGCUUUCCAGAGCUGAAAAAUGACACAUUCCUAAGAGCUGCGCGAGGAGAGGAGAUUGAGCACAUUCCAGUGUGGUGUAUGAGACAGGCCGGCCGCUAUCUGCCAGAGUUCAGGGAAUUUAGGGGAGUGAAAGAUUUCUUUGAGACAUGCCGUUCCCCUGAAGCUUGCUGUGAGCUUACGUUACAGCCACUCCGACGAUUCCCAUUUGAUGCUGCUAUCAUCUUCUCUGACAUCUUGGUGGUCCCUCAGGCCAUGGGAAUGGAGGUUCAGAUGAGUCCAGGAAAAGGCCCCACAUUCCCAGAACCACUGAAGGAGCCUGAAGAUCUGCAGAGACUAAAGACUAAAGUGGACGUGUCGUCUGAACUCGACUACGUUUUUAAAGCCAUCACGCUGACACGACACAAAAUCGAGGGAAAAGUUCCUCUCAUUGGCUUCACUGGAGCUCCGUGGACUCUAAUGUCCUACAUGAUUGAAGGAGGAGGCUCUGUGACACACUCGAAGGCUAAACGCUGGCUCUACAGGUACCCAGAGGCCAGCCACAAACUACUGAGCCAGAUAACAGAUGUCAUCGUGGAGUAUCUUCUUGGGCAGGUGAAAGCUGGAGCUCAGGCUCUGCAGGUUUUCGAGUCUCAUGCUGGUUGUUUGGGCCCAGUGGAGUUUAAAGAGUUUUCUCUGCCAUAUCUGAGAGACAUUGCUCACCGUGUUAAGGACAAGAUCAAAGAAUCUGGUUUAGACAAUGUGCCUAUGAUUGUUUUUGCUAAAGAUGGUCAUUAUGGACUUGAGGACCUCUCUGAGUCUGGUUAUGAAGUCGUGAGUCUCGACUGGACCAUAGAUCCGCGUUCAGCACGUGUCAGGACUGGAGGAAAAGUUAGUUUGCAAGGCAACAUGGAUCCCUGCGCUCUAUAUUCCACAAAGGAGCGCAUAUCAGAGAUCGUGAGGAGGAUGUUGGAGGGCUUUGGCACCAAGGGCUACAUCGCUAAUCUGGGUCAUGGCCUGUACCCUGAUAUGGAUCCAGAAAAUGUGGGCGCGUUUGUGGAGGCCAUACACACCCAUUCUCGCCAGCUCCUCAACCGCAAAUAAGACGUUACUCUCCUAUCAGAACACCUCAAGCCAAUGAGAAACAACAACUGUUGGAGUUAAGCGCUCGCUGUAGCAUCAGAUGUGUUCUAGGAUGAAUCUCACAAAACCUGUCAAAAAAAUCCAUUUGUAUUUCACUCUAAAAUCAAAAGAGAAAAAGAAUACAGCAAUACCAUAGUGUGAAUUUUUGUUAUAU
Messenger RNA from Rhinichthys klamathensis goyatoka, 1321 nucleotides. It is a transcript of the gene urod, whose product is annotated as uroporphyrinogen decarboxylase. Gene Ontology annotation, molecular function: uroporphyrinogen decarboxylase activity. Gene Ontology annotation, cellular component: cytosol. Gene Ontology annotation, biological process: heme biosynthetic process. The transcript has 10 exons. The coding region runs from base 19 to 1128 and encodes 369 amino acids. The record is from RefSeq and is a predicted model, not a curated record. Lineage: Eukaryota; Metazoa; Chordata; Actinopteri; Cypriniformes; Leuciscidae.